AUGGUCGCUGCGCUAUCACCUCGACUCACGCCUUCCGACUCUGAUCAAGAGCAUGAUGUUGACGCUCUUCCCACAGACUACAAGCCAUACGUACCGCUGAAGAAGCGUCGGGCGGACCUGCUGUCUCAAUUAGGCAAGCAUAAAGCCAAGCGGGUCAAGACGACAGAAGAGAUCGAGGCCGAGGAAGAACACCAUCGUCGUGAGUCUGAGCGAGACGCGGACGAGAGAGAAAAGGAAAAGACGAGAAGGGAUCGGACUUUGCUACAGGCUGCUCAAGAAGUCAAAGAGCGAAAAGCCAAGGAGAAUGCCGACAAGAGCGCCGCCGAGUUGGCCGCCGAGGAGGAGGCGAGGCUUCUGGCCGAUAUGGAGAGGGCGCAGAAGAAGUUGGCAGGUGCAAAGGAGAUAUCACAAGGGACAGUAUGGACGGAUAGCUUGAAGACGACUUGGAGAGCACCUUGGUUCAUUCGUAAUAUGAGCCAAGAGGAGCAUGAAGCUGUCAGAGAUAAAUAUCACAUUAUUUGUGAAGGGGACGACUUACCUCCGCCUGUCCAGAACUUUGUUGAUAUGAAAAUACCUAAACCCAUACUUGACUAUCUACUCAAUAAAGGGAUCAAGAAACCCACACCCAUCCAAAUUCAAGGUCUUCCCACUGCUUUCUCCGGACGAGACAUGAUCGGAAUAGCAUUCACAGGAUCAGGCAAAACACUCACUUUCACCUUACCCGCCAUUAUGCUCGCUCUUGAAGCCGAAAUGCGAUUACCAUUCGUUCGUGGUGAAGGUCCAGUAGGAUUGAUCAUUUGUCCCUCUCGCGAAUUAGCUCGACAAACAUAUGAAGGAUGUCAAGCCAUGUGCAAAGCUUUGUCAGAUUCUGGCGAUUAUCCCGAAUUACGUUCUCUUCUCUGUAUUGGAGGUAUCAGUAUGGCCGAUCAAGCCGACGUUUUGAAUCGUGGAGUUCAUAUUGCUGUAGCUACACCAGGACGAUUGAUCGAUAUGCUCGAUAAAGGCAAGAUCAACGCUCACUCAUGCAAGUAUCUAUGUAUGGAUGAAGCUGAUAGAAUGAUCGACAUGGGUUUUGAGGAUGAUGUGAGGAGUAUCAUGAGUCAUUUCAAAUAUCAACGACAAACUCUGUUAUUCUCCGCUACGAUGCCUAGGAAGAUACAAGAUUUCGCUCAGCAAAGUUUGAUAAACCCUAUUUUGGUCAAUGUUGGUAGAGCGGGAGCUGCGAACAUGGAUGUGAUACAAGAGGUGGAAUAUGUGAAACAAGAAGCGAAAAUGGUUUAUCUGCUGGAAUGUUUACAGAAGACACCACCACCGGUGAUCAUCUUCAGCGAUAGCAAGAAUGAAGUGGAUGACAUACAAGAGUAUCUACUGCUGAAAGGUGUCGAAGCGGUUGCCAUCCAUGGUAGUAAGACACAAGAAGAACGAGAAUACGCCAUUCGAUCCUUCAAGGGAGGUGCGAAAGAUGUCAUGGUCGCUUCGGGCGUAGCUUCCAAAGGUCUCGACUUCAACGAGAUUCAACAUGUCAUCGUAUAUUCAAUGCCUAAGGAGAUCGAAGAUUAUGUGCAUGAGAUAGGACGGACAGGUCGGUCGGGCAAGACUGGGAUAGCGACGACAUUUGUGAAUAUGAACACAAGCGAGCAGACUUUGCUGGAUCUCAAAUAUCUGUUAAUUGAAGCUAAACAAAAGAUCCCAGAGUUUUUAUUGUCCAUAGAAGAUCCACGAGCGAAGCAAGGAGGAAAUGUCAAAGGGUGUGCUAUCUGUGGUGGAUUAGGUCAUGGGAUUGCGGAUUGUCCAAAACUUCAAGAAGCUCAGAGAAGGACUCAAGCUGCUCAGAACCAGUAUUCUGGUGGAGGCUAUUAG
Molecule: messenger RNA, 1860 nt
Organism: Tremella mesenterica DSM 1558
Lineage: Eukaryota; Fungi; Basidiomycota; Tremellomycetes; Tremellales; Tremellaceae
Exons: 5
Coding region: 1-1860 (619 amino acids)
Biological process (GO): mRNA splicing, via spliceosome
Cellular component (GO): spliceosomal complex
Molecular function (GO): RNA binding; RNA helicase activity; ATP binding
Source: RefSeq, a predicted model, not a curated record